AUGACUGCCUCGCGCAUCUCGCUGAGCCCGCUCCUUGACCAGCGCAUUCUAAUGAUGUUUCCGAAGCAAGAGCGGUCCAAUGCAUGGAGCUACGUCCGCUCCUACGCAGCCUACGGCUGGGGCAUCGGGGCAUUUGUCGCGUCACUUGUCUUCCUGUACACUGGUAGCUGGGUGGCUGUGACCAUGCAGUACUUACUCGGCCAGAUCGGCUUGGCGUACAGCAUGGUGGUGAUAAAACCCUACGAGCGAACUGAGCGCGUGCCGGUGCACUUUGUAGAGGUGCUGAAGGUGCUCAGGGCCAACAAGCGGCUAAUGCUAUUCUUAUUUUCAUCGACGAUGAUGGGCACUGGGUGCAGUUUCAUCGACAACUUUCUCUUUCUUGGCGAGCUCGGCGGGUCCGAGGUACUGAUGGGCUUCACCGUCGCCCUCACCGCAAGUACCGAAAUUCCGCUUUUCCAAAUGUCGGCGCGGCUGCGCCAAACACUCACAGAGCGGCAGAUAACGGCAAUCGCCAUGAGUGUCUGGUCAUUCCGGGUAGUAUGCUACACCAUGCUAACAAACGCGUGGGCGGUGCUUCUCAUCGUGCCCAUGCGCGGUGUGGCCUUUGCCUUCGCUUGGCUACCGUCCCUGCGGAUCGUCUCUCGCGCCUUCCCGCUGGGGUUCCCCGGCGGCCGGAUCGCUUGCGACCCCCGCGCCGUGUUGCCCCGCCCGCGGAGGCACCCGCGAGGACCACCUGCCCUGCCCCCAGGCCCACGAGGGCGCCAUGCCGGCGGGGGGGGGGGGGGGGCAGUGCCGGCCGAUCCUUCGGCGGCCGAGAUCAUAGGCCGGACAGCGGCUCCGCAACCGCGGAAGGCGGCGACUGCAGUUUUUUCCGCCCCUCUGGCGGCGCGGCGCCACCGCGCGGUUUCGGAAAAACGCGUGCGACGGGGGGCGGCCCCCGAAAAAAAAAGAACGAUGUGGCCACGGGCGGGCCGCCCCCCGCGCCGAGGCCCCCCCACCACCACCAUCCCGGAGGCCGGGCGUUAG
Molecule: messenger RNA, 1026 nt
Organism: Leishmania braziliensis MHOM/BR/75/M2904
Lineage: Eukaryota; Euglenozoa; Kinetoplastea; Trypanosomatida; Trypanosomatidae
Exons: 1
Coding region: 1-1026 (341 amino acids)
Cellular component (GO): membrane
Source: RefSeq, a predicted model, not a curated record